AUGCGCGGAUGCCGCCCCGCGGCUGCGCAGCGCCAGCCCGCGCCCCGCCCCAGUCCCUGGGACCCCCAAGCCCAACCCCAGAUGGCCACGCCCAUCAUCCGUCCGCGCCGGGAUAGAUCCCGCCCAGAGCUCCGCCCCCGGGGAGCCCAAAGGGGUUACCAAGGCAUGGUCUGGAUCCGAUCCAGCCGCCUGCUGCCCGCUGUGUCUGGCCCUGGCGCCUCUCCCAGACUUUCAGCGAAGCUUUACCUCCCCAGUGCUGGGACUACAGACCUGUGCUACCGCCGCCAGGGGCCUGUGCUACCGCAGUCAAGGGUCGUGUCCCUUGAUCCCCGAGGUGUCGAUAGGAACCCAGAAUCCCAAGCGGCUGGAGCACUGGGGGACACCCGGGCAGAGCCUUCCCUGGAGCAAGUCCUGCAGGAACGGGAUGAAGCCAUUGCUAAGAAACGCGCUGUGGAAGCUGAGCUGCAGUCCUGCAGAGCCAGGUUGCGUACCGUGGAGGCUCAGCUGCUGGAAGUCCUACAGGAGAAACUGAGGCUGAAGCAGGAAGUGGAGGCCUGGGAGGAAGACAUGCAGCUUGUGGUUCAAGAGCGGGUGCAGAGUCAACUGCAGGAGGAGUCCAGGGGCGCUCUGGGCACACAAGAGAACGCCAGUGCUGGCAGGGGCUCCCGGAUCCACCUCUCCUGGAGUCAGUGGGGACGAUGGUGGUGAAAACGGAUCCCAGUACGUUAAGAGAACCAACUUUAUUCAUUAAAGUGUUGGGCUACCUCUGUA
Onychomys torridus (southern grasshopper mouse) is the source of this 771-nucleotide messenger RNA. RefSeq lists its product as uncharacterized. The transcript has 6 exons. Lineage: Eukaryota; Metazoa; Chordata; Mammalia; Rodentia; Cricetidae. Bases 1 to 708 code for a protein of 235 amino acids. The record is from RefSeq and is a predicted model, not a curated record. Gene Ontology annotation, biological process: Golgi to secretory granule transport; vesicle transport along microtubule.